This is a messenger RNA of Lasiodiplodia theobromae, 849 nucleotides long. Its product is annotated as Cop9 signalosome subunit 7. The transcript is spliced from 2 exons. The coding region runs from base 1 to 849 and encodes 282 amino acids. Gene Ontology annotation, cellular component: COP9 signalosome. The record is from RefSeq and is a predicted model, not a curated record. NCBI's taxonomy places the organism in Eukaryota, Fungi, Ascomycota, Dothideomycetes, Botryosphaeriales, Botryosphaeriaceae.
AUGGAGCAGACACGCGCCCUCAACGCUCUCGAGCCCUUCCUGGCCCUCUCCAAGUCGGCCAAUUCGCCCCGCGCCGCCGCCGACCUCGUCACCCAAGCUACCUCUGCACCCAACACCUAUGUCUUCGCCGAGCUGCUGCAAGCUACCACCAUCCAGGCUCUGCGGGACUCGCCAGAGCACGCCCGCUACCUGCGCCUUCUCGAGAUCUUCGCCUGGGGCACCUGGCAGGACUACACCGCCGCCAAGGACAACCUCCCAACGCUAUCCGAAGCCCAAACGCAGAAGCUGAAGCUCCUCUCACUCCUGCCACUCGCUGCCCAGCCGACGACCCAGCUGACCUACGACCACCUUCGCGCCACUCUCGAUGUCGCAACGACGCGCGCCCUUGAGGACUUGUUAAUCCAGGCCAUCUAUUCGCACCUCAUUACCGGCUCGCUUGACCCGGCCGCCGCUCGCGUCACCGUGACCUCCGUCGCCCCGCUUCGCGACCUGUCCCCCGGCAGCGUCCCCUCCCUCGUCGCCGAGCUGGCCGCCUGGCAAACCCGUUGCGACGACACCCUCGCCGAUCUCGACGCCGAGAUUGCCGGCGUCCGGAGGCGUGCCGCUGAGCGUGAAGCCAGACGCCGCAAGGAGGAACUACUACGCCAACGCGUCGAGGCCGGCUACGAGGAGAAGGCCAACGCUAAGAGGAGCCAUCCUUCCGCCAAUGGCAACCAGCCCGCUGAGGGCGGCGACGGCGAUGCGAUGGAGGUGGAUGAGGGCAUCGGAGAGGGAGACGACGGUGGCUCGAGCGGCGGUAAGGCCUCGAGAGGUGCCAAGAGGACAGCCUUCUCCGGCCGCUCAAGAUAA